Molecule: messenger RNA, 2268 nt
Organism: Guillardia theta CCMP2712
Lineage: Eukaryota; Cryptophyceae; Pyrenomonadales; Geminigeraceae
Exons: 27
Coding region: 1-2268 (755 amino acids)
Source: RefSeq, a predicted model, not a curated record
AUGCGGGCAGGAGCGAGGUUGCGGCAGGCAGCCAAGAGAGAGAAGGAGAGGAUGGAAGCGGAGAUGAAAGUCGAGGAGGAGAGGAGGAGGAGAGAAGCUGAGCAGGCGAAUUUGCGGGAUGCUCGGCUGAAAGAGGAGCAGAUGGGGGAGUAUGCCUCGAUGCUCGAGAAACUGAGACAGAAUGAGCGAAGAGAGGACGUGAGCAAGUGGGGGAGGCUGGUCCAGAAGGUGAUGGAUAUCAAAGGAUUGAGCUUGCGCAGUGUGGCCAAGAGAUUUCUAUCCAUGUCAGCCAUGAUGUCAAGCUAUCACAAGGGAGCUAACGACCUUCUGACGGGGACCAAUGAUAGUUACGUGAGCGAGGAUGAGGACGACUUGGACUCUAUCCAAGUUCCCUCCCUGUCGGUUGACGUCGCUACCAAACCACCAGCACCGCGGGCGGAAGAGACAAGCUCUCGGCUCGACAAGGAUGAGGCGGAGAUGCUCGUGAGGCAUGCGCUAGCGAUCGAGGCAAACACAGAGCGGGAGAUUUACAACAAGUGCCGAGACUGGGAGAAGCCGAUACCGUACAACGAGGUGGUUGCUUCUGUGAGAAGAAUGUCCACGGGAGCACACGAGCAAGACGGAGCAAUGGAGCUGAAUUUGAAAGAAUACCUGAAAGUGAACGUGAGCAUGAAGCUUUAUUCAAGCGAGGAGGAGUCAAAGGGAGAGGAGGAUAUGAAUUCCCAUCAAAUGUCAACCGAUGCGGAUGAGAAGGACAAGGAGGAUACUGAAGUUCAUGACGCUGAGAAAGUUGGCACACCGCCUCCACCUGAAGUCCGGGAGGAACCUGAAGCUCUUUAUGGCGACGAAUCUGUUUCCCAGCUCGACACCAGCUACGAGCUGCCAUCCUUCUCUCGGGACUCUCCUACUCUUCUGUCCUUGAUGGAAGAGCCCCACCAGAAAGAGCCCACCAAGAUGCCCAAACGCCUCCCCCCAGAUCCUCAUCCUCCUCCUCGUGCUCGGCCCUGUCCUCCUCCUCCUCCUCGUCCUCGUCGUCCUCUGCGAGCUCAGGGCAAGACUCUCCCGACGCUCCGGGCUCCUCUGCUCCCGACAGAACGCUUGAAGGAGCAGCCGGGGGUCACCGUCAUGUCCAUGUCGAUUGCGGUGGGAGGGGACCAGGACAAGGAGAUGAAGGAAUGGAGGAAGGGAGUGUCAGCAGAAAUCCUCGUCCUGGAGGAAGAAACUCUCCUCUCUUCCUCCUUCCCCUCCUCCUCCUCGUUGCUAGCCAGCGCCGACAGUCGACAUUUGUUGAUAGGAGAAGUAACGAAGAGGCGGGAGAUCGCAGGCGGCAAGAUCAAGGCCGGGGAGGGGUCGUGCAUGUUUGCGGGGGACAGCAGAGACGGGAGGCAGCUGGAGCUGUUCUGGUUGAAUCCUUGCACCAUCUUCCUGCUGGAGUCACCCAAGAUGGUUUGUGUGACGCUGGUGAAGGAGGAGACAGUGCUGGGAGUCUCGUUUGUCUCCGGAAGGAAGUUGAUGGAGAUGUUGAAGUCACUGACGAGAAAUAAUUCUUUCAUUCACGCUGCUGCCAUCUGCUCCCUCAAGAUCUUCUCUUGUACUGGCAGACAAGUCAGAGAUGGCAGGAGACAGCAACUCAUGCUCGACCUCACCAUCACUCCUUAUAGGUCUGUCAACUCUAAAGCAGCGAAUUCAAAAUCUUUGACGGGUAAAGACCCUGAGACAGUAGAGAAGUCAGAGCAAGAGCAAGGAGGAGGGACGGGGAGAGGAGAGAGAGAAAGAAGGAGCGGAAGGUCACUUCCCUACACCUCCAUCGAGUUUGACGUCAAGUCGGCUGAAGUUAUCUUUCAGAUCUCUGCCAACGAAAAGCAGGGUCUCUGGCGAGGGCCAUGGGAGGACAUGCAGGUCGUAGAGCAACAGAGCAAGAGCAGCGAGAGCUUUGUGAUCCUCCGACCCAAGAGAAUUCCAUCAAGCUGGGUUUCAAACUUCGGUCACAACGUCUUUGCAACUUUGAGUCUACGAGUUUGGAGUGACUUCAAGUCGACGAGGCAGGUCAAGCUGAACAAAGUCAGCUCAGCAAAACCACGCCAGGGGAGAGGAGCAGCAAGAUCAGCAUCAGCAUCAGCAUCAUACCACAAACAGGUAGAGAAAAGUCACAAAGCGAGGAACACCCUAGCUGGGAUCCCUACACUGAGGUUCGAGGAGAACUUGGGGGAAGACGGGUCGCCGAAGGCUCCGUUGCUUCUCCCUCCUCCUUGCAGGCCCCACGGGUGA